AUGGACGAUCUCAGAUCCGCUUUCCUUGCAUUCUGUGACUUUACCAAGAAGGGCUCAACAACAUGUAAUGAUAAAACGCUUAAGAAAAUCUGUACUGAUUGCAAAUUAUACUCAAAAGAAAUGGAUCAGAACCGAGUUGACAUACAAUUUCGAAAACACAUUGGAAACGCUAAGAAGGAAGUGGAUUACGAAGGCUUUGUUAGUUUCAUUGAGGGUUAUCUCGGAGAUUCCUAUGCAAGUGCACGCAAAAUCCCCAAAGAAGAGGCUGUCAGAGAGCUAAAAGAAAAAAUUGCCAAGGGCAGUCCGGAUAAAAAUCAAGCUACCUCAAUCGCCAAGAACGAAUCUGUCAACCGACUAACGGAUGUGUCAAAAUAUACCGGCGCUCACAAGGAACGCUUUGAUGCAGAAACUGGCAAAGGCAAAGGCAUAGAAGGAAGAGAGAACAGAGUAGAUGAUUCCGGUUAUGUUCAAGGCUACAAGAACAAAAAUACAUACGAUAAGACUCACGAUUAG
Messenger RNA from Rodentolepis nana, 513 nucleotides. Lineage: Eukaryota; Metazoa; Platyhelminthes; Cestoda; Cyclophyllidea; Hymenolepididae. The record is from the annotation of a GenBank genome assembly.